Messenger RNA from Penicillium daleae, 2406 nucleotides. RefSeq lists its product as uncharacterized. Lineage: Eukaryota; Fungi; Ascomycota; Eurotiomycetes; Eurotiales; Aspergillaceae. Bases 1 to 2406 code for a protein of 801 amino acids. Gene Ontology annotation, molecular function: gamma-tubulin binding; microtubule minus-end binding. Gene Ontology annotation, cellular component: gamma-tubulin complex; equatorial microtubule organizing center; spindle pole. The transcript has a single exon. Gene Ontology annotation, biological process: spindle assembly; microtubule nucleation; meiotic cell cycle. The record is from RefSeq and is a predicted model, not a curated record.
AUGAUCUCCUUGAUCGCCACAGCGCGCCCAAGGCAAGAUGCUCCACGAGAUCCUCCUCUCGCUCUCCGGCCAGCCGUCCCCCUCUUCAGCCCUUCACAAGGGAAAGAUGCGCUCGCUCAAGAUGAUAUAUCCCUUCUCGCGCCUCCGGAGAAAGCCCUCCUCCGGUCUAUUGCCCACCUAAGUCAACUGCACGCGCAACUCCGCGCGCAUACCUCUCAGAUAUUGUCUGCGCAUCGGUCCGUGAUCUGUCGCUCGGUGUCCACCGCUAUAGUCACAAACCAUUUGGGCAGUUUUCAAAAGAAGAUCCUCGAGGUCGAGAAAGCAAUUCUUGCCGAAGACAGCGGGUAUGUUGGUGGGUACGGCAUUGUUCCGUUAUCCACCGUCGUGGGUGAAUUUGCACCUUGGACACGACGCAUGGAGUGGCUAUGGGAGGUUGUCCAAUUCAUACAACCCGAGAGUAGAAUCCAUGAUCCUCGAUAUGGCUGUAGCGGGGCAGCCCUUAUCAAUCACCUACGCGCCGAGUCCCAAACGGGUUAUCUGGAUAUCAAAGAAAUGGCCGUACAGCUAGUGACUGCGGCGGAGACGGCAUGGAUGAAGCAGUUAUCCAUGUGGAUUCUUUAUGGAAAUUUGCCCAUGUAUGGAAAGGAAGACUUUUUCAUUCAGGAGGACUCGAACCCUGAAGACGACGACACUCAAUUCAGCAUGCACAUGGAAUUGCUUCCAAAUUUCGUAUCUGCACAAACAGCAGGGUCGAUUCUCUUCAUUGGGAAAUCACUCAAUCAUGUCCGUGCAAAGAAGAAGACCUCGGGAGGGAUAUCCACCGCCCCAGUGACUCUUUACCAGGAACACAUUGAACACCUUGGCGGGUUAAAGUCGCCAAUCUCAUCCACGCAGCUUUCUACAGCUGUGGACUGGAUUCGCCUGUCAUUAUCACAGUCAACACUAUCCAAGCUCUUGCCUCUUCCUCGUAUCCUGGAAAUGCUUACUCUGCUUCACGAUUUCCUUCUUUUGGGGCGAGGCGAAUUUGCCGUGGCCCUAGUCUCCCAUGCGGACUCCCGCAUUGAGGAGAAUAGACGCCGGGGAGCCUUCGCUCGGGCUCAGUCCAGAGGCCUUGCGGGACUCUUGAUCAAGGAAGGCGAUGUGAUGACGGCCCUGGCCCAGGCAUGGGCUGAGCUGUUCUCCCUACAAAAGGAAGAAGAUCCGGCGGAUGAGGAGCUAGAGCUUGCGCGGGAGCUCCUUCGCUUGUCAAUCAGUGACAAUAAAUCCAGCCGUCCGAUGACCCCGUCGCAAAGCUCGACUGCGAUUCCGGAGAUCUCGAAAGUCUCCUUUGAAGACAUUCUGUUUCCUACACCCACAUGCCUGACCGCUCAGGUCCGCGCACCCCUGGACCUCUUCCUGUCAAGUUCCGAUAUUAUCAUCUACUCCAAGAUCCACUCUUAUCUGCUGGGCAUCCGGCGUGCUCAAAUACGUCUUGGCGAUCUAUGGAAAAGAACGUCCCUUCGGAGGAAUCACCCUUCGCCAUGGGGACCGCCCCGGAGUAACAGUGCAUUUGGCCAGAAUAAGUUGAAAGAAGGCCGUAAGAGGGACAAUACCCGCAUUCGACAAAUGCGUCCGAUCUGGGCCACUGCGAGUGCCUGUUUGUUUGUGCUUUCCGAGAUUGGCAGCUUCUUCCAGGGGGAGGUAGUUCACGAGUCCUGGCAGCAUCUGCGGGAGUGGAUUGAAGGACCAUCUCUCUCAACAACCUCAGCGCCAGGCUCUCGGCCAGGGACAGCAUCCUCUUCAAAACAACAGCGCCAAUCCCGUGCUGCCUCUCCCGACCGCGUCUCUAGUCGACCCGGCUCCAACGCUGGCCCUCCCUCUAUGGGUCGGCACGACCCUGAAGCAUUAACCGUUGCCCACCGACGCCAUCUUUCCACUCUAGUCCAAUCUCUGUUUCUCACCAAUACAUCGUUUACCAGUAUCCUUCGUACCCUUCUCACCAGCGUGGACCAUUUCGUGGCCCUGGUGAUUCGCCUCGAAACGAUCCAGCGCAACAUGGACCUAGAGACGGACGAGGGUGUCGUCGAUGCCCUGGUCGAUUACGCGCAAGAAGAGCGCGAAGUCUGGCAAGACCUGCGCAGUACGCGUGACGACGUGGAUGCUGGCAUGAGAGACCUCGUUGAGAGCCUCCGUGAUAUUGAUGACCACCGGUCGGGCGAUGGCCUAGGCCCAACCGCGCAGCUCGGCAUGGGCCAGGCCUGGCCGGGAGCCCGUGCAGAGGGUAGCACAGGCCCCGGAUUCCGCCACUAUGUACCGCGCCAACCGGCGGGUGUGGACCGACUGUUGAUGAAUCUCGACUUUGGGAGUCUCCGGGGUGCCUCGAUGGCGCCUGGUCCGGCAAACCUGGAGUUUGGGCGUAUGGGGUAG